Messenger RNA from Cataglyphis hispanica, 1093 nucleotides. RefSeq lists its product as uncharacterized. The coding region runs from base 104 to 403 and encodes 99 amino acids. The transcript has 3 exons. The record is from RefSeq and is a predicted model, not a curated record. Lineage: Eukaryota; Metazoa; Arthropoda; Insecta; Hymenoptera; Formicidae.
GUUGUGUUUAUAUAAUGGUGGCGUCCCAGGAAAGUGAGAUCAUUGAAUCGUCGGCUGUCAGAAUCACACGCUACACUCCGAGACACUCUUACUCGCCAAAAAAAUGAGAUCUUGCACGCUCAUAUUUAUCGCUCUCGCGACCGUCCUUCUCUACACCAAAUAUAUCAACGCAUUGGAAAUAUGUUCUCAAGAAAAUUGUCUUACGCCUGAUAAAUGCGAGGAAACAAUAAAGAGUCAAGUUUUGUGCCAUGAACAGGGUACCACAUGCUGCAGUAUAGUUAAAUCAGAGUUCAGAACCCAUUGCCGUCAUCAUAGUGGAGAAUGCAUGGAUGCAUGCGCUUCAAGACUGCAACAAAACGCGGUCGACUGUCCGAACAAUCAAGUUUGUUGCGUUUUGGUUUAAACAGCUUACUGAAGCUAAUAAUAACUAGUCAAAGAAUAAUCUCUCUCUGAUUACAACGACAAGUUUUAGUUUAGUUUUAAUUUAAUUAUAUGACACACAAAAUGAUAAAAAAAUCACUUAAUAUCAAAUCUCUUGACAAGAAAUAAGACAGAACAAAAAAUACAUAACACAUUUCUUCUUAUAAAAGAAUAUCUCUUUUAAUAAAAUAAAUGUAUAUUGUUUUCAUGUAACAUGGAAAAAAUGAGCUUUAUUUGAUUAUUAUGAGAAUUUUUGAUUCAGUUAAGAAGAACUUGAAAAGUUCAUUAAAUAAUAUGAUUUAAUACGAUAUAUGUCACGAAUAGUAUCUAUAUCCAAUGAGAUAUACAAAUAUAUUAGAAAUAAAUUUAUUCAUUAUAUACAUAACUAAUAUAAACUUUGCUAACAAAAUAAAAAUGUGUCUUAAACCUCUUGUUAUAAAAGUUUCACUUUUAUCAAUUUUGAUAAGAAUUAAAAGAAUAAUGAUAAGCCAAUGCUAUUUAUCGAUUCUAAUAAAUUUUUCAAGAUUACACCCACAUUAUUUUCAAAAUAAAUGGCAUGUAUGUUCAAUAUAUGAAAUUAUUUAAUUAAAAAUUUAAUCUAAUGUAUAUGUUUUUCAUGUAAAAUGUAAUUGUAAACAUUAACAAUUUUUAAUAAAAAUCUCUUAUAUUCAUA